AUGAAUAAUCCGUUAGCUCCACAUAGUACAAUGGGGGCAGGUGGGCCAUUGGGGAUGCGGGUAGGCCAAGCGAUUUCUCAGAUGGGGCCUCAGCAGUUGGUUCAGAUUUCGCCACAGCAGCAUAUGCAUGCUGUUGCAGCCCAGCAGGGCCAACAGGGAAGACAACAGAGUCAACAAGGGCAGGCGGGGGGAGGUGGUGCGAAUGGGGGGGUUUCGCCUCAGAUUGGGGGGGGAGGAGCGGGUCUUGCGGCGUGCAGUGGAGGGGGGAUGUCGGGUGGUCAACAGGGGCAGGGACAGCAGCAGGCUCAGCAGGCUCAGCAGGCUCAGCAGGCUCAGCAGCAGCAGCAGCAGCAGGCUUUGGACCCGUUGAGUCAGUCUACUGCGGAGACGUGGCUGUCGAUAGCUUCGCUUGCAGAAACGUUGGGUGAUGCGGAUCGGGCGGCGAUGGCUUAUGAUGCGACGUUACAGUACAAUCCUUCCUCCACCAAGGCGCUCACAUCGCUUGCGCAUCUGUAUCGCUCGAGGGAUGUGUUUCAGAGGGCAGCAGAGCUGUAUCAGCGGGCUUUGGCGGUGAAUCCCGAGCUGGGAGAUAUUUGGGCGACGCUGGGACACUGCUACUUGAUGCUGGAUAACUUACAGCGGGCUUAUGCGGCUUAUCAACAAGCAUUAUAUCAUUUGAGUAAUCCCAACGUUCCGAAAUUAUGGCAUGGGAUUGGUAUCUUAUAUGAUCGUUAUGGGUCACUGGAUUACGCCGAGGAGGCGUUUGCUAAAGUAUUAGAACUUGACCCACACUUUGAAAAAGCUAAUGAGAUUUACUUCCGCUUGGGAAUUAUUUACAAACAUCAAGGCAAAUGGAAUCAGGCAUUAGAAUGUUUCCGGUAUAUUCUUCCUCAACCGCCCGCUCCUCUGCAAGAAUGGGACGUUUGGUUCCAGUUGGGGAGUGUUUUGGAGUCUAUGGGCGAAUGGCAAGGUGCUAGAGAAGCAUAUGAACAUGUGCUGUCGCAAAACGAUCGCCAUGCCAAGGUUCUUCAACAAUUGGGUUGUUUGUAUGGUAUGAAUAACGUUCAGUUUUACGACCCGCAAACUGCUCUUAACUUGUUAUUAAAAUCAUUGGAGGUGGACUCUACUGAUGCCACUACUUGGUAUCACCUGGGCCGUAUUCAUAUGGUUAGAAACGACUAUACCGCUGCAUACGAUGCAUUCCAACAAGCUGUAAAUCGUGAUUCUAGAAACCCCACUUUUUGGUGCUCCAUUGGUGUUUUAUACUACCAAAUAUCACAAUACCGUGAUGCCUUGGACGCAUAUACCCGGGCUAUUAGGUUGAAUCCAUAUAUUAGUGAAGUAUGGUACGACUUGGGGACUUUGUACGAAACCUGCAACAACCAACUCAAUGAUGCCCUGGAUGCGUAUAAACAGGCAGCCAGGUUAGAUCCAAAUAACGUUCACAUCCGUGAAAGGUUGGAAGCAUUGACAGCCCAAUUAGCCAACCCUGGUGCCCAACAACCGCAGCAGCAGCCGCAGCAGCAGCUCCAACAGUCAAGAGGACCCGCACCUAUAAUGUUACAGCCCACGUUGCAGCAGCAAGAUCAAACUAACCCUCUAAACAAUAGACCUGGUAUGUACCGUUCUGCACCGCAAGGGGUUACGAACGUGUCCAUAGUGUCUGAAGCUGCAGGUGGAGUCUCUGCUUUGCCAUCUCGUCCACAUAAUUUGCAUCAAUUACAAAAUAACGGGAACAUACUGGAACCAUCUCUAUUACCACAAAAAAGGCCCAUGGAAGGCGGUAUGGAUACCUUGGUGAAUGCUAUAUCCCAACAGGAGCUACAGCACCAGCAACAGCACCAGCAAAAGUUGGUACAACAACAACAACAGCAGCACCAGCAGCAGCAUCAGCAAGAGUUGCACCAACACCAGAUCCAUCAGCAGCAGCAGCAGCAGCAGCAGCAACACCAUACACGUCUUCCAUUAGCAACUGGACACCCUCAGCAACUACCCUCUGAACCAGUUCCUGUUGUUCCACUUGAACCUGUAUCUCAUCUACAUAUGCUUCCCCCGACUCAUGCCCAAAAUAAUAUCCAGCAACAUGCAGCAAAACGCCCAAAACAUGACUCGGAUCGUGCUCCAAAGCAAUCUCGUCCUUCUAUUAACUCUAUGGUUACCCCUGCUCCUCCGGGACCCGAACGUGCGAACUCAGUUUCGGAAUCUCAGCCUCAGAAUGUAGUAGCCGCACAGCCUGUUGAAUCACCACAACAUUUACCUGCGGUUUCUCAAGUUGUUAAGGAGGAGGCAGAAAGGUCUUUUCCUAAUCUAAAUGGUACUGCACAAAGUGAUCCUAGUACUGUAACGGCCCCCAAAAACAGUCCUACUUUGAAUUUGGCUUCGCCUGAUAAUACCCAUGCCCUUCCAGCUUCGGCUCCAGCUACAGCCCCAGCCCCAGCUGCAGAACCUUCUCCAGCUCCAGCGGCGGAACUUGCCGCCUCAGCUCAAGCUGUAGAACCAGUUGUCUCAGCUCCAAUGACGGAGCCAGCUCCAGCUCCAGCGGCUGAACUUGGUUCAACUCCACUGGCCGAACCUUCGUCGGCUUCAACGUCAGAACCUUCAACUUCAGGGUUAGCUCCAGAACCUACGUCAGCGUCUGCUCCAGAAACUGCAGUAGCACCUUCGCCUUCUCCCAUAACUAUACCUGCUCCGAAGCCUGCUGAUGUGGCGACAAUCGCUACAAAUAGUGAAUCACUUUCAAAGAUUAUCAGCACGGUAGACGGAAAGCAAGAUGAAUUGAAUCAUUACAAGGAGAUUAAGGAGCCUAAUUCAAAGACACCAGUAGUACCGGUACCACCAGCUUCUCUUGCUUUGGUAGCUCCGGGCGGAAAUACGGAAGAUUCUGUUUCAUCUCAUGAAAAUAGCAAGAGUUCUGUUUUAACUGAACCAGCUACAGUAUUGAGCCCGGAGAAAUCUGCCGCACCUGAGAAACAAACCCCUAUAUCAGCUUCAGGUGCGCCAAGUGUGUCUAGUAUUACAGAAAGUCAAGAAACAGCAGAUACAGGCGUCGCAGAAGAGCAAGCCGCUGGUGAUCUAUCCGAAGAUCAAACUCAACAAGAUACAACUGCCACUUCUGCUUCUAUGAUUACUUCUAAUGAACAGCCAAUUAAUGAUGACCCUGAGGCAACCUCUAUUAAGCCGAGUGCAGAUGCGCUUGAAAAACUUCAAGAGGAAGCCAAACUUCGUCACGAAGAAGAACAAGAAGCACUAGAUAAGAAGUCUCCUCAAAACGGCGGUAAUUCAUUUUCUGAGUUACCUAAGGAAAGUGUUAUCAGAAAGGUUGAAGAAGAUGAAAACUAUGAUGACUAA
Molecule: messenger RNA, 3348 nt
Organism: Eremothecium cymbalariae DBVPG#7215
Lineage: Eukaryota; Fungi; Ascomycota; Saccharomycetes; Saccharomycetales; Saccharomycetaceae
Gene: CYC8
Product: transcription regulator CYC8
Exons: 1
Coding region: 1-3348 (1115 amino acids)
Biological process (GO): regulation of gene expression
Molecular function (GO): RNA polymerase II cis-regulatory region sequence-specific DNA binding; chromatin DNA binding; protein binding
Source: RefSeq, a predicted model, not a curated record